AUCUGUUGCGGCGCUACAGGGCGCCACAGUGCUAGCACACGCUGCGCUUGGACGCACGGGCACCGCUGCAAAGCCGUCGACGCAGCGCUGCGACGCAUAAGCCGCCGCGACCCUCCCAAAAAGCCAAAUUCCUAGGCCAGGCGCAUAACAGGCAACUCCGCGGGACGCCGCGCUACUCAUUUGACGACCAUGGCCCAACUCCUGGAAAAACCGAAGCCCCAGCGCCGCCAAUCCACACAAGAUAGGUUCACGGAGCUAGGGCAGAAGGACCCCGUCGACCAGUGCGAGUUCUUCCUCAAGAGCUUUAUCUUUGCGUUAGGAGAUCAGUGGCAGGACGUGCCGCGACUCUGCACCGAGUUCCAGAAGCACGCCAAGAACACGGGCGAUUCCAGUCAAAACAUGAACCACAUUCAAGCCGCGGAUUUCUUGCAAAAGCACGGGAAAACGAGAACCGGCAUCCAGCGGAAGCACGAGGUCGAAGACGUGGACAUUAACUCCGAUGGUCGUAUAUCGUUCAUAGAAUAUCUGAUCUUGCACUACAAGGCCAUGAUUUUAGGAGAAUACUACAAGAGACAUGAGAAGGAGCCCUUGGAGGACCUGUCGUUAGAUGGCGUGGGCAUUACGGAAGUCGGCGCGAAAUUGCUCGAGGAGUUAUUUAGUAUGCCUGCCGGUUUGUCGCCGCAGCUCGAGGAAGCCCUGGAGACGUUCGCCGCGGAGAAGAAAGCUCGCCAGAAGAAGGUCGACGAACUCACGGCGAAGGCCGAGGCCGGCGGCGUCAAGGGCAUGGCCGCGCGGCAAGAACUGCGCAUCCUCGAGUCCGGCGACGAGACCGAGACGAACAAAUUGGAACUCACCCUGGCCGCCGCGAAGCGCAAGGCCCAGAAGACGAGUGGUGCCGAGGCCGUCAAGAAUCUCAAGGAGGAGAAGGAGAAGGCGGCCAAGGCCGACGCGGACGCUAGAAGGGCGAAGAUGAAGGCGCGCGCGGCGAUGUUCGACAAGGGCGGGGCGGUGGCGCCGAAGGCGUAA
This is a messenger RNA of Pelagomonas calceolata, 1026 nucleotides long. NCBI's taxonomy places the organism in Eukaryota, Pelagophyceae, Pelagomonadales, Pelagomonadaceae. The record is from the annotation of a GenBank genome assembly.